AAAUAAUAACCGCCCCCUUCUUGUAUCGCCAGCUACACCCACCCUAAUGGCUGCAACUCUUCUCGCUCGGUUGACUGGGUCCUCUACCAAGUACGAGCCAUUGCCAAGAAUAUUUCACAUCUCAGGGACGUGUAGGUAGCAAAGUGGUAGUGCAGGGAGGACGGACAAAGGACUUCUCAGACAAGAGCAGGCAACAGUUGAGCUCCGUCGUAGAGAUCUUCGACCCCUACUCUGAGUUGUGGGAGCAAAGACAAGUCAAAGGAGACGCUCCGUCGCCUGGAACGUAUGCUGCAGCCAGUGCAUCACUCUGUGACGACCUUUUCUCGUUUGGGGGGUUUGAUGGCAGACAACGCUUCAACACUCUCCACAGACUGGACUCUAAGACGUGGUGCUGGAGUCAAGUGUCUCCUCAGAAUGCAGACGGAGCUCCUAUGCCCAAGAAUUCCUGUGCAAUGAUAGCAUUUAGGAACAGUUUGGUAGUGUUUGGUGGAUAUGGAGUACGCCGAGGACCUACAGAACCUCAUUCAUUUAUCCAGAGUACCACCACUCCUGGCGAAGGGUGGACGAAUGAGCUUCAUAUCUACAAUCUCUCAGAAGGUGUGUGGAGCUGUCCUGCCACCACUGGAGAGAGACCUCCUCCAUGUUCUGGCCCACACCUUCACUGCAGUAGAUGACAGGAGGGCAGUCGUGUUUGGAGGAUAAAUGGAGAGCAGGGCAAAAUGAAUGAUGUCUACAUCAUUGACCUCUCCACUAUGAAAUGGAGCAAACUCAACAAGUCAGGAGGUGGACCUUGGCCAGAGGAGAGGUCCUGUCAUGCAGCUUGUUGUCUCAACUAUGGCCAGCAGUUCCCUCAACUACUGGUGACUGGGGGAAUAGACAGACGGAACCAGCCACUAGAAGAUGUCUGGAUUCUUGAUAUAGACAGAGGGAAAUGGAGAAAGGAGAGGCCUACUCUGAAGGCUCGCUGGGCUCACUCUCUCACUGCCUUCAGUCUGGCUCCAGGACUGACAGAGGUUGUGGAGUUUGGAGGGACUUCUGAGCCGUGGACUGGAUCUGAUAAACACUCAACCUAAAAUAGCAGACACAACUCUGCUCCAGUUCAGACUAGUGGAAAGCUCUGGACAGUCUCAAUGGGAGCUACUCUCUGUAGUUGACAACACACAACGUGGAUCACAGGAGAGAAUGAUUGAGAAAUUCCGCUACACAGCAGAGAUCUGGCAGCGAUCCACAGGAGAGGGUGAGACGGCGAGAAUGGAGAGAAGACAACUGGAGAGGGAGAGGGACAGAGCCUUGGGGGAGAAGAGGGUAAUGGAGAGGGAGAGGGACAGAGAAAGGGAGGAGAAGAGGGUAAUGGAGAGGGAGAGGGACAGAGAAAGGGAGGAGAAGAGGGUAAUGGAGAGGGAGAGGGACAGAGAAAGGGAGGAGAAGAGGGUAAUGGAGAGGGAGAGGGAGAGGGUGAGGGUGGAGUUGCAGCGAUGUCAAGCAAGAGCCAACCAGCUGCAGGAGAGGCUGGAGGAGGUUGAGAGGAGGGAACACGAGAAGGUGGUGGUUCAAGAGCAAGCCAUUGCAGCCGAGCAGCGAGGUCCGUCAUGGGAAGUGAUGGAAGACGAGUUGGAAGAAACAGAGGAAGAGCUUGGCUGUGGGGGAUGGGCGAAAGUGAAAGUGGCUAAACUCAAAGUGGCAGCAAAAUGUCUGCACGGCCAGUUGAUCUACGACUACCACCGUCAACUGUUCAGACGAGAAAUGGACGUAGCAGCCAGAGUCAGCCACCCCAACUUGCUGCGUUUCCUCGGAGCCAGACUGGAGGGAGGCAUGGCCAUUCUGACAGAGUUCAUGCCGACUAGUCUCAGAGCUCUGGUCAACAGACGUCCACGACAACGUCUUCCUCUGGAACACGUCCUCUCCAUCGCAAUUGACGUGGCCCGUGCCCUCAACUACCUCCACAACAUGAGCCCCGACCCCAUCAUCCACAGGGACCUCAGCAGUGCCAACGUUCUCCUCCAGCCCUCUCCCGACGGAGGCUGGCUCGCCAAGGUCUCUGACUACGGCACCGCCAACUUCCAGAGUCAGCUUCAGACCGUGAAUCCCGGCAGUCCAGUGUACACUGCCCCCGAGUCCCACGACCCUGCUCUCCAGACACCCAAGAUGGACAUCUACAGUUUCGGCGUGCUCCUGGUGGAGAUGUAUACGUGUGAUUUCCCUGCUCCUGAACGUCGUGCUGAGCUGAUGGAGUCCAUCGACCACCCCAGACUCUUGAACCUCAUCCGACAGUGUCUGAACGUAGACAGAGAUCGACGUCCGACAGCUGCUCAACUGGUGGACCUCCUGCACGCCAUGCAGUGAAGACAGACACAUCUCUGUCACCAUACUCGCGAUAUCUAAAUACAUGCACGCCAUUUGACAAUACUUGUGUCCCCCUUUGCUGUUUUUUUACACAGCACAUUGUUUAA
Geodia barretti is the source of this 2450-nucleotide messenger RNA. The record is from the annotation of a GenBank genome assembly. NCBI's taxonomy places the organism in Eukaryota, Metazoa, Porifera, Demospongiae, Tetractinellida, Geodiidae.